CAGAGAACUGGGCGAGUCCGGUGAAAGCCGAACAGCCGUGCAAGUCGAAUCUCUGUAAAAUGAUCAAACUGCGCUGCAUGAAGAACGAUGAAUUUUAUGCCGAUCUCUGAAUAUAUUUGAAAACUUCCUUCAAAGAUAGUUGUAUAAGGUUGCUUAUACCAUCUCAAGGAACAGAGGAAGAGGACGCAGAUUGAGCAGCCAGCAAGCCAGCCAGCAGACAGACAUCGUAAGGAGAGCAGAAGGGGACCUACAGUCCUGCGUGGUGGAGAUAAGGUUCCAAGACUAAUAGCAGAGCUGACUGUGAGAGGCUCCACAUUUCAUUUCACCUUCCUUUAACCAGAAAAGGCCCUUAAGGUUUGAAACCCCGUUCCAGUGGGCCGUCAUGGGGAAACAGAACAGCAAACUGCGGCCUGAAGUGCUGAAUGACCUGCGCGAAAACACAGAGUUUUCCGACCAUGAGCUCCAGGAGUGGUACCGAGGCUUCCUCAAAGACUGCCCAACGGGCCACCUGACAGUCGAAGAGUUCAAGAAGAUCUACGCCAACUUCUUCCCGUAUGGCGACGCUUCCAAGUUUGCUGAGCACGUCUUCCGGACAUUCGACACCAACGGCGAUGCCACCAUCGACUUCCGGGAAUUCAUCAUCGCGCUGAGUGUCACAUCGCGCGGCGGCCUGGAGCAGAAGCUGCGCUGGGCCUUCAGCAUGUAUGACCUGGAUGGGAAUGGCUACAUCAGCCGGGCUGAGAUGCUGGAGAUCGUACAGGCGAUUUACAAGAUGGUGUCCUCAGUGAUGAAGAUGCCAGAAGAUGAGUCGACACCGGAGAAACGGACAGAUAAGAUCUUCAGACAGAUGGAUGUAGACAAUGAUGGCAAACUCUCUCUGGAGGAGUUCAUCAAAGGUGCCAAGAGUGACCCUUCCAUCGUCCGGCUCCUGCAAUCUGACCAGGGAACCUCUCGCUAGUUAUGAAGACAAAUGGACAACCACACACAGUCCUGAACACAGGAAAGCGGACAGAUGGACCCUGUAUCAUCCCCCAUCCAACACACACAACCACACAAGAAAGAGGUUCAGUUGUCAUUACAACACUAAUACCUUAUUCCAUGUAUUAUUGUUUACAUUAGCAGUAGUUCCCUAGCCUGAUCCCAGAUCUGUUUGUGCUUUCUUGUCAGCUCCAUGCAAACAGAUCUGAGACCAAACUAGCAGUUUCCCAUAUCCCAAAGCAGCGGUCUGAAAAAUGCUUCCUACAGCGAAUAAUGUUUUCCGUUAUGAAACAUCCCAUUCUGCAUCCACAGUACCACUGAAAGACUUACAUUUCCUUGCAAAUGUUUAAAUACUUAUGGUUUUAUUUUUACUUGCCUUCAGUCAAAGUGAAGUGCUUAAUAAUCUUAAUAUUUGUACUGAAUGUAUUACACUUGUAUGUAUUAUGGACGUGUUACGGUAAGAAGAAAUCAACCAAAACUAAUAUUUUGUAUAUUAACCAUCCUGAGUCUUAUUGUAAUAUUAGCUAGGAACAAGAGUUUUUCACAAUGUACAGGUAUUUCAAAAAUGAACUUUUUAUUGCCCCCAACUGUACAGGCAGUUCCAGUGUACUAAAACCAGUAUCUUGUCAUCUUUUGCAGUCACUGGUUUGUUUAACUCCAAAGGAUAAACUAAUUUCCAAUAAGGAAACACUGGGGAUACGCACCCUGAAGACUACACUGCAAAUGUGUGCGUUCCCUUAGCGUUGUUUUUAGCUUGCUCCACCAGAAGCAUCAGAAGAGGGGGAAAAAAACAUAAGCAACUAUCAGUUGUUCACUUCUCAGACACACGUCUUUGUGCUAGAAGUAGACUUGUACUGUAAAGAGAUUAUGCAACACAAGCCUCGGUAAAAUGCUGCUUCUAUCGUUUCUGUAGCAAGCGUGUCCAUUACAGGUGACUAAAGUCCAAAAAACUGGCUGUGAAUGACCUCUAUCCCUGUGGAGUUAAACAAACCAGUAUCUGAAAAAUAUGGUUUUAAUACACUGGAACUACCAGUACAGUUGGGGGCCAUAAACAUUUAUUUUUCAAAAUACCUGUGCUACAGCAAUGGUACAUUGUUAAAGUGAGAAACUCAAUUAUUUUGUGUUCCUAGUUAAAAAUACAUUGACAGUGAAGCUGGUCAAUUCCCAACACAGAAUACACAUACAUAAAUAAUGAUGAAACAGUAUUCUCUAUUCUCUUUUUAUUUUGUAACAAAAAUGUAAUUUUGUUUUCACACAAUCUAAAUAAAGUUUUGUAAGAAAAACAA
Molecule: messenger RNA, 2264 nt
Organism: Oncorhynchus gorbuscha (pink salmon)
Lineage: Eukaryota; Metazoa; Chordata; Actinopteri; Salmoniformes; Salmonidae
Product: hippocalcin-like protein 1
Exons: 4
Coding region: 383-958 (191 amino acids)
Molecular function (GO): calcium ion binding
Source: RefSeq, a predicted model, not a curated record